UUUAAAAGGCAGCGUGAGACUCGCGCCCCGCACGGAACGAGCCGGGCGACGGGUGUCGCUGGAGAGGACUCGUCCGGGCUGCUGCGCGUCGGCCUGAGGGGGGCAGGUUUACAGAGGAGACGAACUUCUUCUAGAUUUUUUUCUCAGUUUCUUCUAUAAAUCACAACAUCUCAAAAUGGAGGCCUAAAAUCCUUAAAAGGGACUUAGCCUACUCUCGGGAGGUAGUUUUGUGCAUGAAUAAACAAAUUAAUUAGUUAACUAGUGUUUUGCUAUAGUAUCCAAAGAAUGUUAAUUUAAAAAAUACAAUCAAGUUAUAUGAGGUGUAACUAUAAUGAGGUUGAUUUUGAAUUUGAUUUGUGGAAGUAAAGGAGAAGGGAUUAUAGCUGGGGCAUAUUACUGAAGCACUUUUUCAAAGUUGGCUAGGCAGUCUCCCACUGGCUGCUGUGUAGAAUAGAAAACAGUAUUUGUGUUUGGCAAAGUUUUAAAAAUGAGUGACAGUUAUCUAGAACAAAGAGUGAAUAUUCAGCCCACUGCGAAAUUAGAGAAAUAUGCAGAUGAAAACUUCGACAUGGUAAAAGACUUCUGCAAUGACAAAGAAUCUCAAGAACAAGACUUUUUGACAGAUACAACAAAUUUAGAGGAAGUAGGAAAGAUAAAUGUGAUGAAUGAUGAAGAAAUUAUUCAGUCAUUUCCAAGAACAUCAAUAUAUUUACAAGAAUAUCGAUAUAUUUUAAAAGUCUAAAAUUUAGUUCUUCAAAUGGUUUGUUGUCUAUGAGAAUGAUGAGAAUGUGAAUGAUUAUAUAAAGGACAUUUCCAGGGUCUAGCCAAUUAUACCAUCAGAAUGAGAAAAUAGUAACACUGAGUUGCUUCAAUAGCAUGAAGCUGAGUCCAAAGACCAAGUGAACAAAUAAAUUAAUCUCCGAUGAUUUAUUUAAAUAGAAUGUUUAACUUUUUAAGGUCACUAUGACUAAGCAACCGUGUUCCUGAUGAUCUAUGAGGAAGUAACUAUUACUUAAUAAGUCUUGAAACCAGGUUUUAAGAUGUGUUAACCAAUCCUGAUACUACUUAAGCUCUUUAUUUGAAGGGAAAUCUUAGGUUGUUUUGUUCUCCCUAUUAAAAUGAUUGUAGAAAUAAAAAGUACUAAUUUGAGAAAAAUUUGGGAUAUACCAUGUUUCAUUGAAUCUACGAUGUCAUCAGUUAUAAAUCACACCAUUAUUUUAUGUACCUCUAAGAAAUAAAAAUGCUGCUAAUUAAAACAUGAUAUGUCAUUAAUUGUAAGAUACCUUUCAGUAACAGGUAUUAAAACAGGCAUCUUAUAAUCAAUGAAAAAUGGUAAUGUAUUGUUUUCCCCCUUUGAGGUCUUAUCCUUUUUUUUUUUUUUCUGGCUACCAAAUUUCACAAUUUCCAAAAAGCAAAAUAAACAUAGUUUAAAUAUUUUUUCUGUGGGUACUUGUUUUCCACCAUGAAAAGAAGCUAGCUUUGUGAGUCAAACAUUUUAUUUUCAGGUUGGUUGAAUGCCACUGGAGUAUUCUAGUGGCCUGAAGAAGGUGACCUAGCUAUGGAGAUGCCUGACACUAAAUGGCAUCCUGACCACUUAAACACUGUACACUUCUAUUAAGGGUUUUAAUUUUCAUCAUAGAUUACUAUGUAGCAUCAUGUUUACAUUAUAUGUAUAAAGAUUAUACGAAGGUGCAGUUGUGCAUAUUUGUCCCUUAAAAUGUAUCAGUAUAGGAUUUAGAAUCUUUCCAUGCUGAAACCAUAAAUGCCUAGAAGAAAAAAGAAUGAAAGAUUUCUCAUUUUAGGUGUUCAACCUAGUACCAAAACUAAUAAAAGCAAAAGCCAUGCACAAAACUACCUCCCCAGAGAAAGGCUAGUCCCUUUUCUUCCCCAUCCAUUUCAUUAUGAACAUAGUAGAAAAUAGCAUAUUCUUAUCAAAUUUGAUGAAAAGCGCCAACAUGUUUGAAUUGAAGUAUGACUUUUCAUGUGAACUCUACAGAAUGUCUACGUAUUCAACUUUCCCCGCCGGUGUUCCUGUCUCAGAAAGGAGUCUUGCUCGUGCUGGUUUCUACUACACGGGUGUGAAUGACAAGGUCAAGUGCUUCUGUUGUGGUCUGAUGCUGGAUAACUGGAAACAAGGAGACAAUCCUAUUGAAAAGCAUAAAAAGUUGUAUCCUAGUUGCAGCUUUGUUCAGAAUCUAAAUUCAGUUAGCAAUUUGGAAGCUACCUCUCAGCCCACUUUUCCUUCUUCAGCAAGAAAUUCCACACAUUCAUUAUUUCCAGGUUUGGAAAACAGUGGAUAUUUCAGUGGCUCGUAUUCAAGCUUUCCAUCGAAUCCGGUAAACAGAGCAAAUCAAGAUCUUUCUGCUUUGAGGACAAGUCCCUAUCACUGUGCAAUGAAUACUGAAAAAGCCAGAUUACUUACUUAUCAGAUGUGGCCAUUGACUUUUCUGUCACCAACAGAUCUGGCCAAAGCAGGCUUUUACUACAUAGGACCUGGAGACAGAGUGGCUUGCUUUGCCUGUGGUGGAAAAUUGAGCAACUGGGAACCAAAGGAUGAUGCUAUGUCAGAACACCUGCGACAUUUUCCCAAUUGCCCAUUUUUAGAAAAUCAGCUUCAAGACACUUCAAGAUACACUGUUUCUAAUCUGAGCAUGCAGACACAUGCAGCCCGCUUCAAAACAUUCUUUAACUGGCCUUCUAGUGUUCUAGUUCAUCCUGAGCAGCUUGCAAGUGCAGGUUUUUAUUAUGUGGGUCACAGUGAUGAUGUCAAAUGCUUUUGCUGUGAUGGUGGACUAAGGUGUUGGGAAUCAGGAGAUGAUCCAUGGGUGGAACAUGCCAAAUGGUUUCCAAGGUGUGAGUACCUGAUAAGAAUUAAAGGACAAGAAUUCAUCAGUCGAGUACAAGCCAGUUACCCUCACCUACUUGAACAGCUGUUAUCUACAUCAGACACUCCAGAAGAUGAAAAUGCAGAGUCACCAAUUAUUCAUUUUGAACCCGGAGAGAAUCACUCAGAAGAUGCAGUCAUGAUGAAUACACCUGUGGUUAAAGCUGCUUUGGAAAUGGGCUUUAGUAGAAGGCUGGUAAGACAGACAGUUCAGAGUAAAAUCCUAACAACUGGAGAGAAUUAUAAAACCGUCAGUGAUCUUGUAUUAGAUUUGCUUAAUGCAGAAGAUGAAAUAAGGGAAGAGGAGAAAGAAAGAGCAACUCAAGAAAAAGAAUCAGAUGACCUAUCAUUAAUACGGAAGAACAGAAUGGCACUUUUUCAACAGUUGACUUCUGUAAUUCCAAUUCUGGAUAGUCUACUAACUGCCAGAGUGAUUAGUGAACAAGAACAUGAUGUUAUUAAACAGAAAACACAGAUAUCUUUACAAGCAAGAGAACUGAUUGAUACUAUUUUAGUAAAAGGAAAUAUUGCAGCCACCAUAUUCAAAAACUCUCUACAAGAAUGUGACCCCACAUUAUACCAGCAUUUAUUUGUACGACAGGACAUAAGGUAUAUUCCCACAGAAGAUGUUUCAGAUCUACCGAUGGAAGAACAAUUGCGGAGACUACAAGAAGAAAGAACAUGUAAAGUGUGUAUGGACAAAGAAGUGUCCAUAGUGUUUAUUCCUUGUGGUCAUCUAGUAGUAUGCAAAGAUUGUGCACCUUCUCUAAGAAAAUGUCCUAUCUGUAGGGGUACAAUCAAGGGUACAGUUCGUACAUUUCUUUCAUGAGGAAGAUCGAAAACUUUGUCUAAACUUUAGAAUUCAUUUUCAGAAUGUACUAUAAUUUUAACUUUUAUACUGAUUUGGUUUCCUUAAAUUUCUUUUAUUUAUUUACAACUCAGAAAAUUAUAUAUUUUAUAUAUAUAUGAAUAAUACUUUUGUUCUUGUGAACAAAAAAUAGAGCACUACAAACACAAUACUCACUCAGAAUUUCAGCAUUAUUGAAGUUUUAAGUGAAGUAAAAUUUAAGAUAUUUGAGUUUAUUUGUCAGAAUUUUAAAUAUUUUGGAGUUGUAUUAAGAACCAGGAAUACAAUUCUCUGCCUUUUUUGAUCAGUGUCCCAUACAUAGAAAGUCUUCAUAUUUGUUGAAUGACUUUAUAGGGACAUGGUGUUUUUGUAAAGAAUUCUGUGAGGAAUAAUUUAAUAAAGCAACAAAAAAUUA
Molecule: messenger RNA, 4146 nt
Organism: Lemur catta (Ring-tailed lemur)
Lineage: Eukaryota; Metazoa; Chordata; Mammalia; Primates; Lemuridae
Gene: BIRC3
Product: baculoviral IAP repeat containing 3
Exons: 9
Coding region: 1902-3713 (603 amino acids)
Biological process (GO): regulation of cell cycle; positive regulation of protein ubiquitination; negative regulation of apoptotic process
Cellular component (GO): nucleus; cytoplasm
Molecular function (GO): cysteine-type endopeptidase inhibitor activity involved in apoptotic process; ubiquitin protein ligase activity
Source: RefSeq, a predicted model, not a curated record